AUGCAAGUGUCUUCUAUAUUUUCGAUAAUUUCUAUAGUGCAACAUCGCAGAAAACUUUGUGGAGCACAAGGUUUAGUGAAUUACAGAGAUGAUUCCCCGAUUCCGUGUCCCAAUGAUGGCUUUGCCUGGAGGAAAUAUGGACAAAAAACCAUCAAAACCUCACCGCACCAAAGGUGUUACUAUCGGUGUACCUAUGCAAAAGACCAAAAUUGCAAUGCUACAAAGCGGGUGCAGAAGAUCAAAGACAACCCUCCAGUGUACAGAACCACGUAUAUGGGAAAACAUGUGUGUACUGCUUCUGUAGGUCAUGAUGAUACACACAGUUCCAAAAUGAUCCAGUUCGACCAAGUUGUUUCUGAAUUGGUUAUGCCUCAGCUCACAACGAUUGACCACCAAGUAAUUACCAUGGAGGACAAAGUCACACACUAUAUCAUGAACCAAGAAUGUGAUAUCGAUAUUAAUGAUUAUUUGGUGGGUUAUGACCAAAUUUGGGUGAAUGAAUUUCCCCCAUUUCCAUCAGACGACACAAUGUUUUUGGACAACAUCGCUGCUUUUGAUUAGAACCCUAUCUAGGUUUGAACAACAUAUCUAUCAAGCUUUUUAUGUUUUCAUGGUGGAGAUUGAUUGAUUCUUCACUUCUUUUAAUUUCAGGUUCAUGUUUUGUAAUUUAGAUUCAUAUGCUUUAAAUUUACA
This is a messenger RNA of Arabidopsis lyrata subsp. lyrata, 693 nucleotides long. RefSeq names its product probable WRKY transcription factor 67. Gene Ontology annotation, molecular function: sequence-specific DNA binding; DNA-binding transcription factor activity. Gene Ontology annotation, biological process: regulation of DNA-templated transcription. The record is from RefSeq and is a predicted model, not a curated record. The transcript has 2 exons. Lineage: Eukaryota; Viridiplantae; Streptophyta; Magnoliopsida; Brassicales; Brassicaceae. The coding region runs from base 1 to 561 and encodes 186 amino acids.